Molecule: messenger RNA, 1554 nt
Organism: Lasiosphaeria miniovina
Lineage: Eukaryota; Fungi; Ascomycota; Sordariomycetes; Sordariales; Lasiosphaeriaceae
Product: cytochrome P450-like protein
Exons: 4
Coding region: 1-1554 (517 amino acids)
Molecular function (GO): monooxygenase activity; oxidoreductase activity, acting on paired donors, with incorporation or reduction of molecular oxygen; iron ion binding
Source: RefSeq, a predicted model, not a curated record
AUGGGGUUCAGUGUGGCUCAUCUCCAAUUCUGGCUUGGGGCAUCGGCCGCGGGAGUGCUUAUCUACAUAAUAUGUGUCGCCGUCUACCGUCUCUAUUUCCACCCGCUGGCGAAAUACCCAGGGCCAGUCCUCGCCAGGGUCACCAACCUCUACAUGCUCUACCAUGCCUGGAAAGGCGAUAGGCACUUGGAGUUCUGGCGCAUGCACGAGAAGUACGGCAGGUUUGUACGCUUCGGCCCCAGCUCGCUGUCGGUCAACUCCAACACGGGCCUCAAAGACAUCUACGGCUUCAAGGCCAACGUGAGCAAGUCCGAGUUCUACGACGCCUUUGUGAACCCCGCCCCCAAUACCCACAACACCCGGGACAAGGCAGUGCACGCACGGAAGCGGCGCGUGCUCUCGCGUGCCUUUUCCGACAGCAACAUCAAAGAGGUGGAGCGCUACGUCGUGGCCAACGUCAGGAAGUUUUGCGAGGCCCUGGGAGACCUCGGCCGGGCGGUAGACGAGAAGAGGGGCUGGUCGGCGCCUAAGAACAUGGCCAACUGGUGCAACUGGCUCGCCAUGGACAUCCUGGGGGACCUCUGCUUCGGCAAGGCGUUCCACAUGCUCGACCGCCCGGACAACCGCUACGCCGUCGACCUUGUCGGCGUGGCGGCGCAGAGACAUCUAAUUUGCGGAACCAUGCCCGUCAUCGACAGGCUCGGCCUCGACAAAGUGCUGUUCCACAAGAUCGCGGCCGGAAGGGCCCGCUACAUCAAGUACAGCCGGGCGCAGCUCGUGGAGCGGACCGCGCUUGGCGAAGACUCGGACCGGCGCGACUUCUUCUACCACUUGCUCACAGCGCGCGACCCCGAGACCGGCCAGGGGUUCAGCACGCCGGAGCUCUGGGGCGAAUCCAACCUGCUCAUCAUUGCCGGCUCCGACACCACCUCGACGGCCAUGGCCGCGACGCUGUUCUACCUCGUGCGACACCCCGCGGCGCUGGCCAAGGCGACGGCCGAAGUGCGCUCCAGGUUCCCAACGGUCGACGCCAUCCACGGGCCAGACCUCAGCACGUGCACGUACCUGCGCGCGUGCAUCGACGAGGCAAUGCGGCUGUCGCCGUCGGUCGGCGGGCUCCUGCCGCGCGAGGUGCUGGCGGGCGGCACCACCAUCGACGGCGAGCAGGUGCCCGCGGGCACUGUCGUGGGUACGCCGACGUACACGAUCCACCACAACCCCGAGUACUACCCCCGGCCGUUCGACUUUGUGCCGGAGCGGUGGACGGCAGCCGAGAACGAGGUGGCGCUCGCGCAGAGCGCCUUCUGCCCGUUCUCGGUCGGCCCGCGCGGCUGCAUCGGCAAGGGCCUCGCCUACGUCGAGAUGACCAUGACGCUAGCGCGCGUGCUGUUUGUGUACGACCUGCGCCGCGCGCGCGGCGACGGGGCGGGCGUCGGCGAGGGCGGGAAGCUGGGCGCGGAAUGGGGAAGGCAUCGCGAGGGCGAGUUUCAGCUCGUCGACACUUUUACGAGCUUGAAGGACGGCCCCAUGGUCGAGUUUCGCAGGCGGGUGUAG